AUGGAAGAAGAGAAGCAGCAGCUUCAUGUUAUGAUGGUCCCAUGGCUUUCAUACAGCCACAUAACAGCCUUCUUAGAGCUCUCAAAGAAAUUUAGUGUUAACGGUCUCAGAGUUUCCUUCCUCUCCACUCCCCUCAAUAUCAGACGGAUUAGGCAGCUACGCCCCAUUCCAAAAGUUGAUCUUCUGGAGCUUCCACUGCCCUCCAUUGAUGGAUUGCCCGAAGGUGUUGAGUCAACUGCAGAUUUGAAGCGAGGAGGCACAUUUGACCUACUUAUGGAGGCCAUGGACGGGCAGAAGCCAUUCGAAGACCUGUUGGGAAGGAUUUCUCCAGAUUUUGUAAUCCACGAUAUGACACAGUACUGGGCUUUUCUCAUAGCCGACAAAUUGGGAUACCUUGUAGGCCAUGGGGCCCCGAUAGCAGAAAAGGGCAUAACAGUCUCAGAUCUGACUGUGCCGCCGCCUAGUUUCCCCUCGCCGAAUAUCCGCCUUACACCAUUUGGAGCGUCCAAAUUCCUGAAGGGGAUCCAGAAGAGGGAAGGGCACAUCAACGUCGGAGAGCGGUUUGGCCUGUGCAUGAAGAAUAGUUGGGUGAUGGUGUUAGAUACAUGCGUAGCAUUGGAAAGAGAAUAUGUGCACUAUUUGCAAACACUCAUUGAUCGGCCCAUGCUUCCCGUGGGAAUACUGUUGCCCGAUCUACCACCCCGCCCGGCUGUGGACCGUUGUUUAGCCUGGCUGGAUCUGCAGCAUCCCCAUUCUGUGGUGUUCGUGUCCUUUGGGAGUGAAUGUAUUCUCACCCGUCAAGAGCUCGCUGCAUUGGCGUUGGGCUUAGAAGAAAGUGAGGUUCCAUUUGUGUGUGUUCUUCUCGGGCAGAUGGCUGCUGAGUUACCCAAAGGCUUUGUAGAGCGCACCCAAUUAAGAGGACUAUUGGUCACCAAGUGGGCGCCUCAGUUACACAUUCUCAGCCAUUCUUCCGUGGGAGCGUUUCUGACUCAUUGCGGGUGGAAUUCUGUGAUGGGAAGGAUUGAGGUUUGGGGUGCCGCUUGUCGCACUUCCUCUGCAACACGAACAGAGCUUAAAUGCUAA
This is a messenger RNA of Cryptomeria japonica (Japanese cedar), 1083 nucleotides long. RefSeq names its product UDP-glycosyltransferase 91C1. Lineage: Eukaryota; Viridiplantae; Streptophyta; Pinopsida; Cupressales; Cupressaceae. The coding region runs from base 1 to 1083 and encodes 360 amino acids. The record is from RefSeq and is a predicted model, not a curated record. Gene Ontology annotation, molecular function: UDP-glycosyltransferase activity. The transcript has 2 exons.